Messenger RNA from Centropristis striata (black sea bass), 4612 nucleotides. It is a transcript of the gene slc41a2b, whose product is annotated as solute carrier family 41 member 2b. Gene Ontology annotation, molecular function: monoatomic cation transmembrane transporter activity. Gene Ontology annotation, biological process: monoatomic cation transport. The transcript is spliced from 11 exons. The record is from RefSeq and is a predicted model, not a curated record. Gene Ontology annotation, cellular component: plasma membrane. Bases 235 to 1944 code for a protein of 569 amino acids. NCBI's taxonomy places the organism in Eukaryota, Metazoa, Chordata, Actinopteri, Perciformes, Serranidae.
CUGUGACGCGGCUCUCUGGCUGCCUUCGGCUGACUGUCAAGAAAGAAGACUCCCAUUCCAUCUCUUCUCCUGGAUAAAUGUCUCCGUCACAGAAAGACUGAUGAGUCCCUGAAGCUGAUUUCCAACAUGGAUGGUGCACCUGAGCCAGUCUAAACCACUUUUACUGUAUAUCAUUUUUACACUGCUCUCAGACUGGAUGACUGGAGAUGAGACUCUGCAGGCCUACACCACAUCAUGAGUAUCCAGAGUCUGGGAGGAGCUAUAGGGGAUUCCCUGGGCUCUAGCCUGACGGUGCGUAUGAGCGGAGCAGGUGGCGGGUGGAGUGCUCUCUCUCUCAAACCUGUUUCCUCUGGCCGGAUCUCCUCUGUGUUCCAGACCAUGGUUCCCACCGGUUAUACCAAGCUACAGGAAGAGCGGCUCGCCAUGGUGGACCUCGGAGCUAAGCCUGAAGUCAGUCCGCUUCAGAAUGGCUACAGACAAGAGACAUCACACAUAGAAGGCCGACGGCUCCUGGACCGGGCCUCUCGGUCCUCUGUGACUUUAUCUGACUGUGGAGAUGGAGGCUACUCUGAAACUGAGCCCAUGCUGGCUGAGAGGAGGCUCUCCGGGGAGGAGGCAGAUGAGGAGGAGGAAGAGGAUGAGGAGGAAGGGCUGGGGUCUACUGCGCAGAAUAUGCCUAAGGAGUCACCACUGGCCAUGGCGCUGCAGAUCUUGCUGCCUUUCCUGUUAGCUGGUUUUGGAACUGUAUCAGCUGGAAUGGUGCUGGAUAUUGUGCAGCACUGGGAAGCAUUCCAGUACAUCACAGAGAUUUUCAUCUUGGUACCUGCCCUGCUUGGCCUCAAGGGAAACCUGGAGAUGACUCUGGCCUCAAGGCUGUCUACAGCGGUGAAUGUGGGCAAGAUGGAUUCUCCCAUAGAGAAGUGGAAUCUCAUCAUAGGCAACCUGGCACUGAAGCAGGUUCAAGCCACAGUGGUGGGUUUCCUGGCCGCCGUAGCAGCCGUGGUUCUUGGUUGGAUCCCAGAAGGGAAGUUCCAGAUGAGCCACGCUGUCCUGCUCUGCUCCAGCAGCGUGGCCACGGCCUUUAUAGCCUCCCUGCUGCAGGGUAUCAUCAUGGUGGGUGUAAUUGUGGGUUCCAAGAAGACGGGCAUUAACCCAGACAACGUAGCCACGCCCAUUGCCGCCAGUUUUGGUGACCUCAUAACCUUGGCGAUCCUGGCCUGGAUAAGCCAGGGCCUCUACAAGUGCCUGGAUAACUUCCCAUAUGUGUCGUCACUGGUUUGCGCCUUCUUCAUGUGUCUGACUCCUCUGUGGAUCGUCAUCUCCUCCAAGCACCCAGCCAGCCGCACCCUGCUCUACUCUGGGUGGGAGCCAGUCAUCACUGCCAUGGUCAUCAGCAGCAUCGGAGGGCUCAUCUUGGACAAAACAGUGUCUGACCCAAAUCUUGCUGGCAUCGUAGUGUACACCCCGGUUAUCAACGGAAUCGGGGGUAACUUGGUGGCUAUUCAGGCCAGCAGGAUCUCCACUCAUCUGCAUUUCCACUGUGCCCCUGGGGAGGUUCCUGACGAGGCCAAGGGCUGCUACUACCCCUGCCGCACAUUCUGGGGUACAGGAGCCAAUCAUCGCUCUGCUCAGGUGCUGCUCCUUUUGGUGAUCCCUGGUCACCUGAUCUUCCUUUACACCAUCCACCUGAUGAAGAGCGGACACACCACCCUGACGCCCAUCUUUAUGUCCGUCUACCUGGCUGCUGCUAUGCUGCAGGUGUUGCUGUUGUUGUGUAUAGCAGACUGGAUGGUGCACUCCAUGUGGCGGAGCGGCAAAGAUCCGGACAGCUUUUCCAUCCCUUACCUGACCGCUCUGGGCGACCUGUUGGGUACCGCCCUGCUGGCACUCAGCUUCCACUUCCUGUGGGUCAUAGGAGACCAGGACAGCGAUGUGGGCGACUGAAAAAGACAAAAAGGCAAAGGCAGUGACUGGAGGCCAGCCUCUGCCAUCCGACUUCUCACUCCCUUAAGCCCUGUGGGAAUGUGGGUGCUCUCUGUUGCUGGCCAGCACAUUUCUCUGCUUCACUUCACUUAAACCACAUGAUGGUUUGGAAACUAUUUUCUGCUCCUGGCUUUUUUUCCUACACACAAAAGACAUUAUUUUCCAUAAUUUUAGACUGUUCUCUGAACAGAUUUUGAUCUGCAUAGUUUGCACCAAGGCACUUGCAUAUUAUAUUGCUCGUCUUAUUAAGAGGAGCAGGAGAACACUAACCACCACCCACAGUGCUGAAGAAACAUUGCUGCUGUUGGCAAGGUGGUCCGAUCUGCCAGCCAAGCAUCAGUUGGAGGUCUUCUACUUAAAAAAAUCUCUUUUGCUGGUGUAUAUUUUGGGGAUUUACCACCCACUGUGUCACAAACUUUGUUACCUGCCUUGUGUAUCACCGCUUUGCAACAUCAAGUCAGUGGAGGGCACAGAAACGGCUGGGGUGGGGGCAGAAAAGUGAAUGUUUAUCCAAGAUCGACUGAACACAUGCUUUGAACUGCCAUGUUAGCAGGUCUACCAGCACCAGGGUUGGAAGGGAACAUGAAUUUAUAUUGAUGGUAGAAAAGUCAAUAUUUCUUUCCGUGUCUACAUGUCUUUAUUUUUCUGUUUUCCAAGUGUCCAAACUUUAACUAUCCUUACAGUACAGUUCUAUUUUGUUUCAGCAUUUUGAGUUAUCCCACACUGGUCUCUGCAAGGCUGGCAGCUUUUAUAGGUACGGAAGUUUUUGUUUUUGUUCUUUUUUACGCUUUGUAAGAUUCGUCCUGACAGGAUGUUCUAUAAUAGGUCCCCAACCUUUGGAAAAGAAAAUUAAGUUGAGUCUCACAGAACAACUUUGUAGCUCCUUGUUCUGAAUUCAAAUGAUUCCAUGCCAAAGUUCAUCGUAGUGAAUUAUGCAUACAUAGGAACAUGGGUGAAUUAAAAUGUUGAAGCAAAAGAUCUUAAACAUUUAUUCAUUCAUUCAUUAUACUUAACAGCUUAUCUGAACUUGGGUUUGCAUGGGGAUGGAGCCAAUUCCAGCUGAAUAAUCCUUUUAAAUUUCAAAACUAUCUCCAUGGCCAACAGCCAACACUUCAUGGUACUAGUACAGUUGAACCCCCCAACCUAACCUAACCCUAACCCUACAGGUGUAGCAACAGGAAGCAGGAAGAAGGGGAGCAGGGCUUAGUGAAUGGUCAAUUAUUGCUUUGGAUCAACCAAUCUGCAGAUAUGUUAACUUUAUGUGUACCUUUACAGCCAUUCAUCUUUUCAGCCUCAGCCUCCUGUUAUUAUGUAAAUGUUAUCAGCCUUUCUUUGACAUUCGUGUUCAACAAACCAUGAAAUCUGUAUAUUACGUGAUCCCUCUCAUUCAUUUCCUGUUUGUUUGCCCUUUCUGAUAUCCUCGGUGGUGGUCUGGUUGUGCACACAGAGCAGUAGCACUACGCCAGGCCAGCAAAUUAAACAUUCCACGGUGGAUGUUUGCACGUUAAUCACAUGCUGUUUACAGUGCAUGUAUGCAUAGUAUCUACAUGCAUGCACAUAAUUAAUCAGCAGGUUUCAUGUCAGCAUAGUGUGAUUUUCUACUCAUUUCAGACUAAUUUCAUAAUUGGUGUAAACAUAACCUGAUUAAACACCCGAUUUCAUUCCCUUUUUCUGAAUAUGCCAUGUGUUUAAAAGGUCAGAGAAAACUGAUACAGAUGAAGCACACUGAUUAUUAGUCCCUCUGCCUCCAGGAGAAAUUACUUGGGAUAAACCUUUUUAUUUAAAGCAACUAUAAGGAACUUAAUGUGUUGAGGUUGGUGGCGCUACUGGACAAAAGCAAACAUUUGCAUGAGCACCAGACUGCCAUUAGAAAAUCUCUCAUUUUACUGCUGCAGGUUCUGACAGUCUUCCCCGCGAAGUCCGGGUUCUGGUUCUCCCAUGCCUCUCUUCCCUCAAGCAGCGUGGUGUCAGUAUUAGCUGUGUAGCUCUGCUGCUGAUCGCUGUCGGAGGCCCUGCUGGAGUCUUACUUAAAGAAGGUUUUAGAGAACCGGCAUGAUUUUGUCAGAAUCCGACCCACUGGCAUUGUGGCAGGGGUUAAGGUUAACUACAUAGAAAUAGCCAAUAUUCUCACUGAUGGUCUCGUUUACUAGGUCGUGUAGAGGCAUCAUUAUUAAACUGAGAGUGAUCAAGAUUUCCUUCUAGUUGCUUUGGAGGAAAAAUGGAACCACCUCCUUCAUCUGAUAACUCAGCAGCAUAUUGUGUGCAUGUGAACGCAGCCGGUGGCUCUAAUCAACUCCAAUAUGUGCCUCUUGAGAUUCACUGGUUAACAAGGUAUUUAUCUCUGUAAUGCCAUUAAUGCAAUUUUCUUUCUUCAGCAUUGUAAUAAUGUGCAGUGACUUCCUUUUGUACUCACUUCCAGUUCCAUGACAGCAACUAUUGUAUUUUGAAGGGUUUCAUUCCAAAAUGAUAUCAUUUAAUUGCUAGCAGGAAACUACUUCUAAAGAGUGUGACAUGAAUUGUGUUUCAAGUGGAUAUAUUUCCUUUUGGUAUGAAACCUUUUUUUUUCUCGCUUUCGUGGCUCACAUGGGCCAAAAAUGUCUAAAUAAAUGUCUUUCAAUUUGAAAAAGCA